UUUAGUAUUUACAGUAAUUUACAAUAUAUUUUUGUUUUAUUUAACAUACUAUACAAUGAAUGUCUAUUACAUAAUACAAGUAGUAGUAGUAGUAGUAGUGUUGGCUUUUGGUAGCCAUCAUCAGGUAGUCCUCAGUGAAAAUGUGGCCAAUUUAUUGAGCACCCGAUGGUAUACCAUCACCACUGAUAGCCAUAGCAAUGAUGACAGGGAUGACCUACUAAACGAUCCGUGUAUCCAGAAAUCAAUGACCGAUAUAUCCCUAUGUAUUACACCUAAAAUCCAGAAUCCGGACACUACUACACAGUUUAUCUGUUGUUACGAUUGGGUUACCUAUGAUUGUGUCGAACAGGUGGCACAGAAAAAAUGUACAUCCACCGAAAAAUCAACUAUGGAUAAGUUGCUUAAUAAGCUCAAGGAUCAAAUAGGUGGUACCGAUUGUAAAGCUUAUCCAUAUAAGCAGGGUAUCGAUCAUUGUGAAGGUGGCAAAUAAAUAGCUACCUGUCCUGUCCAAUAGAAAUAGCAC
Messenger RNA from Oppia nitens, 523 nucleotides. RefSeq lists its product as uncharacterized. Bases 56 to 490 code for a protein of 144 amino acids. The record is from RefSeq and is a predicted model, not a curated record. The transcript is spliced from 2 exons. NCBI's taxonomy places the organism in Eukaryota, Metazoa, Arthropoda, Arachnida, Sarcoptiformes, Oppiidae.